Molecule: messenger RNA, 1017 nt
Organism: Ogataea haglerorum
Lineage: Eukaryota; Fungi; Ascomycota; Pichiomycetes; Pichiales; Pichiaceae
Exons: 1
Coding region: 1-1017 (338 amino acids)
Biological process (GO): retrograde vesicle-mediated transport, Golgi to endoplasmic reticulum
Cellular component (GO): Golgi apparatus; membrane
Source: RefSeq, a predicted model, not a curated record
AUGGCUAUAUUAGUGCCUUCCCUGCAGUGGACGUACGCGACAGUCCUAUAUUUGAGCUUGACAACUAUCCUGUCAUUUCUGACUUCAUACAUUCGUCUGCAAACUUACAAUGUUGCCAAAAACCAAAAUCCGGAAAUCGCCUUUUCAGACAUAGUGGUUCCUGUUCUUCAGCUGGUACCGAACCGGGCGUUCUUUUAUCCUUGGACUUUACUGACUGAAAGUUUUGUGGAGACAUCUGUGUUCAGGUUCCUGAUUGCCAUAGCGGUGUUCUACUCUGGCAUCAAUUAUUUGGAAAAACAUUGGAACCUCAACAACGAGAAUAAGGUAUUUUCCGAAACGGUAUAUUACAUCACCAUAGUCACACUGGCAACCAACGGAAGCACUGUGCUCCUUGAAAUGUUGUUUCAUUUAUUGUCAUUUCAGUCUGCGAAGCUUACAGAGCCGGUGAACCAUGGCGUCUACUCUCUUAUUAUGAGUUUCGUCGUAGUGCUCAAACAAUUGUCUCCUGAACACAAUCUUAAGAUAUUCAAUACAGUGUCUAUUCGGUUGAGACAAUUGCCGUUCAUCCUGCUUUGUGCAGCUGUUAUUGUGUCUCUCACUAUAAGGUCGUUGGUGCCGGUUGUGCCUAUAUUCAAUAAUUUCUAUGUCAGCUGGGUUUAUUUGCGCUAUUAUCAAGUUAACACACUUAGCGAUCUGCUUCCUUCCAACAACACCCGUUCAGUGGUGCGAGGAGACGCGUCGGAUACUUUUGCGUUCAUUCAGUUCUUUCCUGCUGGUUUGCACAAGGCACUAAAACCAUUGUGCCGAGCAUGCUACCACACCUCUGCACUGCUAGGAAUUAUAAGACCGUUCAAUGACGACGAUAUUGAAUCCGGAAACCUGAGAACAAUCAAAAGACUCAAUACGCAGACAACAACAGUCACUCGUGAGAUCGCAGACAGAAGAAGACAGGUAGCUCUCCAGGUACUGGGAGAGCGAGUCAAUGCAAAUCCAUCAGGACAUGGCCAAGAAGCCUGA